CAGUUCGCGACGUUGACGCUGCCGUAUACAUAAUGUCUCCGAAAGGCUUAUUAUGGCUUAGGUUGUGAGUUGGUAGUUUCUGUUAGAUUUUAUUUUAUUUUUGCUUUCUGUUCAUUUUAUGUUUUGGACAGAUUAAUAGAUGGAGAACUGUGGCUUAUCAUGAAACUCCGGACUCAGUAUGACAGGACUGAUUCCAGAAGUGUAUUGAGGAAUCCCCUAACUGUGAUGCAGCCUAACUCCAACGAGCUGGGUGCCCAUCAGGCAGGAAAUGGCUUGUCCCUGACUCUACAGCCGGAGCUACUGACCAGGACACCGGCAGGCGCUGCUGGGGGCUCUGCCAUCCCAGAGAUUAGUGGCGAGGUCCGGGUACCUAUCCUCUCUGGUGGGCCCGGGGACCCAUGUGGAGGGGCAUCAUCCCGUAGGUCUAGAGCCAGUUCCAGAACCAGUUCCCACGGCCACUCUCAUUCACAUGGUGGGGGAAACCAGCACUCUCACAGUGAUGCCAGUGAGUCAGACCAGGUUGAUCCUGACCUGGAGUCAGGGGAGCCCAGCACCUCGUUCUCUGAGCUGCGUUACAUUUUCCGCUGGGUUCAGAAGAGUCUUCCUUUCAUAAUCAUCCUGUGUGCUAAACUGGUCAUCCAGCAUGCCCUAGGUCUAGCAGUUGGAGUUGGCUUGUUUACAACUUUUCUUCAUGCGAAUAAGAACAUUCAAACCCAAGUCUUUCUUCAGGAUCGUCGGUCAAAGAUGGAGUGCGUAUGGCUGCUCCUCUUCCUGGCAUCUUCCACACUCCUGCUUUAUUACACUUUUCUCACUGAGACACUUUACUACUGCCUCAUCUUCCUGAGCCCAGCUGUUCAGCCGUUGGGUUUCUGGGAAGUCUUAUGGGCAGUGGGCGUCACCAACUUCAUACUCAAGUUCCUCGUCAUGGGGUUCAAGUGCCUUAUCCUACUGCUGCCGUCUAACCUGGUGACCUACAGAGCCCAGGGGCGGUGGUUCAUGCUGGUUGAAGAGGUGGGCCAGGUGUACCAGUCCUUGGCUCCCAGCCCUCUGUGGUUCCGCUACCUGGUAACCUACCAAGAGGUGGACGGCAAUGCUGGCCUGACCCUGGGAGUGCUGCUGGCUCUGAUCUACUUCAUACUCAAGCUUUUAGGAUUGUAUGGACAGUGGGGUCCUUUACAGAAAACUGUGAGGAUUUUUCUCAGUGGCGAGGCAUUUGGAUCCGUGUUGACUGCGCGUGGCGGUGUUACUCAGCACACAGGGGCAGCAGCCACCAGGAGCCAGUGUGUUGAGGCUGGGGGCAUCUGUCCUAUCUGUCAGGCGGAGUACAGGGACCCUCGAGCCCUCCUGUGCCAGCACAUUUUCUGUUCUGAGUGCAUCGCUCUGUGGUUCAACCGGGAGAAGACAUGUCCACUUUGCCGCACAGCCAUCACAGACAAGGUCCACAAGUGGAGGGAUGGGGCCACAUCGCCGUACCUCCAAAUCUACUGAGAAGAGGCAGUGGAUGAAACGAGGUGGAGAAACUCUUUAUUGAACACUGCUUUAGAUGUGAAUGAAAGUACUAUUGAUUACGCCUCAUUGGCUUGUGAAGCAGGGGACCACACUGUUCCUCAAUUCACAAAGGGCUGUUCCCACCACUGGCUGAUGUCACUCAGUAAGGGCACAUACUAUUAACAGUGGGACUGGGACUCAUUCAGCACUGUGGCAUGUUACUGCUGCUACUGUACCCCCUCUGCCACAGUUACUUAAACACAACGGGUUGACUGAAGAGGUUUCUCUCUACAUGCCCUCUACAGAUGGUUUUAGUUUCUAUCCUUUCCUUUUCUCCGUUUCUUUUCUCAUGACGUGGAAUAUUUAAAUGUUUUCAUGACCAGCUGAGAACAGAACAGAUUGUCUUUAUUAGCACUGUCAGGGAAUAGCUUGGUACCGUAGCAGUUUCUGCCAUUGAUUAUAAGCCAGCACACAUGUAUCUGGGAAACGCUAGUCCGGGAAUACUGGGAACUACCGGGAACUACCUGCAAGUAGGGGUGGUUUCUUGAGAGGAAUGUUAAAAUAUAUACUGUAGUAGUAUUUCAAUCAGACUUUUAAUAUCACUUCCUCUAAGUUAGAACAAAUGUAGACCACAAACACAUUGUUUGGUAAAUUCCAGUCCUCCCAAACCUUUGUUUGGAGUUGCAAAGCAAUGCAGUUUUGUAUCUGAUAAAGGCACACUGUUAGUAGUGGGGUAAAGAACUAAAUAUGCUCAACAUGUUGAAUCAGUUAAAGACAAUGGUUAAGUUCUUUUGGUUUUCAUUUGUUUCUGAUGAAGUCUCAUCUUUGAGAUUUUUUUCUCAGAUAAAAUAUGCAACCUGAGUUAGAUUUGAUCCAUUUAAAAAAAAAGCUAUGAUGCAAUUACAUCCUUUUCAAAAACCAAAGAGUGGGAGAAUGCAUCUAUUUUAUUACCAUAUUUCAUUGUUGUGAAAUCAGUGUUUUUCUUGCAUAAAGUAUUUCAAAUCAAUAAAAUAACAUUUUUUCUUUUCAA
Esox lucius (northern pike) is the source of this 2518-nucleotide messenger RNA. It is a transcript of the gene rnft1, whose product is annotated as ring finger protein, transmembrane 1. The transcript is spliced from 9 exons. The record is from RefSeq and is a predicted model, not a curated record. Gene Ontology annotation, biological process: positive regulation of ERAD pathway. Bases 160 to 1488 code for a protein of 442 amino acids. Gene Ontology annotation, cellular component: endoplasmic reticulum. Gene Ontology annotation, molecular function: ubiquitin protein ligase activity. NCBI's taxonomy places the organism in Eukaryota, Metazoa, Chordata, Actinopteri, Esociformes, Esocidae.